Molecule: messenger RNA, 2082 nt
Organism: Cariama cristata (Red-legged seriema)
Lineage: Eukaryota; Metazoa; Chordata; Aves; Cariamiformes; Cariamidae
Product: prominin-1-A-like
Cellular component (GO): cilium; cell surface; microvillus
Molecular function (GO): cholesterol binding
Source: RefSeq, a predicted model, not a curated record
AUGUGUCGCUGGCACGGAUCGGCCUUGAAGUGGCUGCAGGUCCGCAUGGGUGAUGCCAGGACCUUGCGGCUGCUCGAUGCCCGCAAGGCCAGUGCUGCCCACCUGGAGUGGGAACUGAUCGUGGAUUUUGGGCAGACCCAGAGUGAGGAGGUCAUUGGGGAGAAAGUCCAGGAGCUGCUGCUCUACGAACUGGGUUUCCUGGUCUGCGUGGCCAUCGGGCUCCUCUUCAUCAUCCUCGUGCCCCUGGUGGGAUGCUUGGAGCCCAGCGGCAUGCUCCGGACCCUGCAGCCUGGGGUCGGUGCGAGUGGAUUCGGAGGGGCUGGUGAUGCCUGCGCCUUCGUCAGCAACACCCGCUUCUCCCAGGCUGUGUGCAGCACCUUCCCCAAUGCCAACAACACCCUGGACAACGUCCGCACCUACCUGGCCUCCAUUCCCCAGCAAAUCAAUUUUAUCAUCGACCGCAGUGAUGUCCCGCUGGGCCACGCCAACCGCAGCCUCCAGGACAUUGGGACCAACCUGGGCAGCAUGAUCAUCUUGAGCAUCAGAAGCAGCACGGACGGGACUCUGGGAUCUCUCCAGAGCCUCUUCAAGGUGGUGGCCCCAUCCCUGGGAGUUAACAGCACGCUGGACUCGACCCCUGCCAAGGUGCAAGAGCAGUCCCAGGAGACGGUGACAAAGACCCAGGACCAGCUGGGCCUCAUUGGGCAGGAGAUCAGGAGCUUGCAGGAGCAGUUGCCGCUCCUGGAUGUGGAGGAGAGCAUCGGGGCCUUCGUGGGCAAUGCCACGUCAGUGCUGGAGGACUACAGGGAGCCGAUCAUCUCCUUGGAUGGGCUUAGGUGGAGUGUGUGUGUCCUCCUGUGCUGCAUGGUGCUGCUGGUGGUCCUCUGCAACGUCGUCGGGCUGCUGCUGGGGCCCUUGGGGCUGGAGGAAAAUGAGGAAGUUGUCCUGCCCCCGCAGCGCCGCAGCCUCUCCAAUGCCGGCGGGAACUUCUUCAUGGCAGGGGUUGGCUUCAGCUUCAUCUUCUCCUGGCUGCUGAUGCUGCUGGUGCUGAUCACCUUCGUGCUGGGGGGGAACAUCUACAUGCUCGUCUGCGAGUCCUGGCACAGCCAGCAGCUCUUCCAGCUCCUGGACACCCCUGGCCUGAUCCCUGGCUUCAACCUGUCAGAACUGCUGGGCCAGGAGGGUGGCACAACAAACUUCUCGGAGAUAUACAGGCAGUGCCAGCAAGACACUUCCCUGUGGCAAACGCUGCACCUGGACCACAGCGUGUCCCUGGACGAGCUCUUGAACAUCAGCCAGUACACAGGAGAGAUCUCCACGGCUUUCGAGAAGAUAAACAUCACCAUGAGCCCCAUCUCCCUGCUCAGCCAGAGCCAGAGAGACUUGCUGCUGAACGCCAGCCGGGCUGGGCAGCCCCCCGACUUCACCCCUACCCUGGAGCAGCUGGAUCAGAACGUGACCCAGGGAAGCCUCCUGGAUCUGGCUGCAGAGCUGGAGCAGCUGGCAGACAAAGCGGGCACGGAUGUGAAAGAGGACCUGAAGGCUGAUGCUCGCAAGCUGAGGGAGCUGGACAAGGAGAUGCAGAUGAGCUUCUCUGGGCCACUGCAAAGCCUGAAGGAGAACAUCCACUCAGUGCAGAGCAGGGCUGCCCAGCUCGAGGCAGAGACAAAAGCCGUGCUGGACAAAGUCAGUGAAACCCAGGAGUUCCUGGAGAGGGAGAUGGCAAACAUCAUCAAGAACGAGACGUGGGCCUUCCUGGAGGGGCUGUUGGACUUCUUUGAGACCUACAUCAUCUGGGCCAAGAGCAGGCUGACAGGAGAUGUGGCCCGUUGCAGGCCCAUAGCUCAGACCCUGGAUAACGUGGAGACCAUCACCUGCAACUACAUCCUGGACUCUCUGAACGCCUUCUGGUUCAGCCUGGGCUGGUGCACCUUCUUCCUGCUGCCCGGCAUCAUCCUGGCUGUGAGACUCGCCAAGUUUUACCGCCGCAUGGACGUCGCCGAUGACUACACGAAUGAAGCCUUGGAGAUGCCACCCACAUUCAACUUCUACAAAAUCCCACGGCCAUCCACAAGGCAUUAG